This is a messenger RNA of Anguilla rostrata (American eel), 5202 nucleotides long. RefSeq names its product adhesion G protein-coupled receptor G3-like. NCBI's taxonomy places the organism in Eukaryota, Metazoa, Chordata, Actinopteri, Anguilliformes, Anguillidae. Bases 457 to 2409 code for a protein of 650 amino acids. The record is from RefSeq and is a predicted model, not a curated record. Gene Ontology annotation, cellular component: plasma membrane. Gene Ontology annotation, molecular function: G protein-coupled receptor activity. The transcript has 15 exons. Gene Ontology annotation, biological process: adenylate cyclase-activating G protein-coupled receptor signaling pathway; cell surface receptor signaling pathway.
CCAGACGCACACACCUUGGUCAGGCAGACAUAGCCCCCGGCCAAGUUUUUUCUCUCUCUCUUGGUUAUGUAGAGAUGAAGGAUCACGCCAGUGCUGUCAUAGGACAGUACCCACUGGUGCAGCAGCAGGGUUUGAGAGUGGCAGGUGUCGUUUCAAAAGCCCGGAGUCUCCAAACGCGUGACCAGCUGUCUUGCGUGAGAAAAUGCCGCCAACGCAGUUCAGUGCACUUAAACGACGAAGCCUGUUUCACAUGCUAUUUUUUCGUUUAGUGAGUCUUCUGGCUCUAACUGACAAAUAAGUCGAGUAGAGAAAGCGGCGCAUUUCGGUCGUGUUGGCUAUAGUGUGAAGUGGACCACUUCCUGGAACGCACAAAGAAAUACUCGCCCUCGACGGUAGCACACUGCAGUGUACAGAUAAGGAGCAUUCAAGAAGGAGGUCAGAGGUCAUUCUGCUGCAAUGGAGAGCGACCAAUCAAGAGGGCUCUUGAAGCUGGCUCUUAUUCUGGCCCUACUUGGACAGGGAGCCAGUCAAAUGAUGAGCGAUUUUGAGAUGUGUGGGAAAUGGAUCCACGGAACAUCCGGAAAUCUCUGGUUCGACGUGAGCAAGGGGUGUGGCAACAUCACCGUGGCGGCCAAUGAGACCACUCUGUCCAUCCAGGGGAGGAUCAUGGGAACAUGCGAGAAUUCCUCUACGAUCCCAGUGACUUUGGGAAAAGGGGAAAGCCCGUUCUGUGUGUACUGGGAGCCCCUCCUGGACCUCCUGCAGGUGGAGGUCAGAGGGGAGAACCACACCCUGUGCAAGACCUCGGCUCUCCAGCAGUCCUGCUGCUCCUCCCUGUCCCGAGAGGACAAUGCCAAAGCCUCUGGAACCUUCGGAAUUUCGAACGGGAGCAUAAAAGGCGAUGUCAUGGAGGAACGACUUCAGGAAUCCUACACAUUCUUUGGAAACCCGGAGGACUGCUAUAAAGACUUGUGCGCUGAACAUCAUGCACAAUUAAUCGAACAGUUGGCCCUCAGGUCAGGUGUGAUUGGACAGGUGGACCUGCCGUGCGCUCACGUUUCCACCAAGAAACUGGAGGAGGGGUUUCAGGGCCUCAAAGUCGAUAUUCAGGCCCCUGAAAAGAAGCCCCUAGGAAAUGAGCCACCGCCGGUCUCUGUUUGGCUGCCCCCCUCUCUGGUGCCCAGUGAGGAGGGAGGAGCCACCGUGGUGUUUACAUACUACGCGGAAAACACGCUGUUCCAGGGCCCUGAGGACAGGAUACUGGACGGGGUGGUGGGCAUCUCCGUGGAGAACAGAGUCAUCGCCAACCUCCCCGAUCCCGUCAAGAUCGUCUUCCAUCACGGGCCGGUGGCGAAAAAUGAAUCGACCAAAUGUGUGUUCUGGGACACAAAGAAAGACCCUACCAAUGUAACCUGGAGAGACGAAGGGUGCAACACGAUCAGGAGACAGGAGGAAACAGAGUGCCGCUGUGACCACCUGACCUACUUCGCCAUCCUGGUGGAGCUGAACCCCGGCUCGCCGGUGGACGACCUGGAGGCCCUGACGUACAUCACGUCCGUGUGCUGCGCCAUCUCCCUGUGCAGCUGCGUGGCCCUCAUCAUCCUGCACACCAAAGAGCUGAGGUACAGCCUCAGCGAGGGAACGAAAAAACCAUCGAUCGGCAUUCACCGCAACCUGGCGGUGGCGCUGCUCCUGCUCUGCACCCUGUUCAUGCUGACGGGCGUGCUGGUGAACGUGGCGAGCGAGGGCGUGUGCCGGGUGGUGGGCGCUGCCCUCCACUACGCCCUGCUCUGCUCCUUCGCCUGGAUGGCCAUCGAGGUCUUCGCCGCCUUCUGGCUGAUCCGCCAAGUGAUGGACACCUUCCCCCGUCUCCGCGUCCUCAACGCCCUGGGCUUCGGUCUCCCAGCUCUGCUCGUCGUCGUGUUUGUGUGCAUAAACGAUGUGUACGGGACUCGAGCCAUCACACCCAGCGAUGACAUCAGCAGCCCCUACAAAAUGUGUUGGAUCAAGGACACCUGGAGGGGCACCCUAAUCCACUUCAUCACCAAUGUGAGCUUCUCAGUGGCGGUUGUGUUCGCGGGCCUGGUGAUGCUGAGCCUGGUCCUGCAGAUGCUCCUCACGCGGAAGGAGUGGAAGAAGUGGAUCACCUUCCUCAGCAUCUGGGGCCUCAGCUGCCUGUUCGGCUGCACCUGGGGCCUGGGGCUCCUGCUGCUCGGCCCCCCGUCCCGGGUCGCCACCUUCCUCUUCUGCAUCAUCAACUCCCUGCAGGGUUUCCUCCUCUUGGUGCGGUACGUCCUGCUGGAGUGGAUAAAGAAGCGGGAAUCUGCGAGGAGGAGCAUCAGUACGGCAUCCACUGGGGUGCCCAUACUACCACAGGGAUCUAAAACUCAGGACCAAGGUCCGAACUGAAAAUCAAUCCGGACCGGACCCUGUGUCACAUUAGAUGUAAAUUAAUAGGGAUAUAUUUUAUUGUGUCUGGCGCGUUGUGCGAUUGAACGUGCAUAGCCUAUAUGUUUACUUGUGUGCGCACAUGACACGCAUUGCAGACCCCAAGUUAACCAUCCAACCGACUUUCACUUUCAUGGAGCCACUUGUGUGUGCUGUGCGCCCAUCGUCAGUUUCUGUGGAUACGUGCACUCUGGUCCCAAUGUCAAAAAGUCGAAAAUGCACCCAAUGCGAUUUCUGAUUUCUGCGCACUGGUGUGAUCAACUCACUGCCUGAAUCAGUCGGUACCCCACCACCAUGCGACAUUCUAUCAAAACGAAAUACGUCAAAACGUAAAUAUAAAGACCGUAUUCAGCCAAGGGCUUGGCUGAAUACUCGAUUCUGAUUGGUUCAAGGGUGGACAUUAUUUCUCAGUAAAGAGACGCCUCGGCCUUUUAACAGUUCUAAAAUGUACUACAAAAUCCAGCAUUCUAAAGCAGUUUAAACAGCAACAUUAUUCUUUCGCUUUUGACUUGGUAUUAUAUCCCCUCCCCUUUUCAAUGUCCAAUUUCACAACUGACUACAACGCUGAAUCACAUUUCUAGUUACUGUUGCUAGCUUUAUUUACGGUUGCCAACCAUCCCGCAAAUCGGAACUGUCCCGUCAUCGGACAGUAGAAUAGGCGUUCCGCAUUUAACUCAUGGCUACGGGACGCAUUUUCAUCCACGUUUGUGUGAACGAUUGCGUUUAUACUAGUAACUGCUGUUCUGAAUACAGUUCAGUAGUUAGCUAGCUAGCUAGCCGGGAUAACAAUCAUGCCGUGAGACCAUUCUGACCUAAAACCAAGAAUUUUAAUAUUGGCUAGGUGACAAGUGACAGCGUGGCUAGCUGGCAUUCAAAACCCGUUUCAGAGGGUUUCCCGUUGCUGUUCUGAAUACAAUUCAAUAGUUAGCUAGCUAGCUAGCCGGGAUAACAAGCAUGCCGUGAGACCAUUCUGACCUAAAACCAAGAAUUUUAAUAUUGGCUAGGUGACCAGUGAUAGCGUGGCUAGCUGGCAUUCAAAACCCGUUUCAGAGGGUUUCCCAAAGAAGGUGGCCAUUCAUGUGCUCGCCAUGUUCGGUUCCACAUAUCGUUGUGAGUCUGGAUUUUCCACGAUGGACAUUGUGAAAAACUCAUACCGCAGCAGUUUGACGAAUGGACGCGAACCCACCCCCCCCCCCCCAAUAAAAUCUGAAUUUUGUAUUUUCGUUGACAUAAAUAAAGACAUUUCCACCAUAAAUUUAUGCAGAAAAGGCACAAAUUCGUACAUUAAAAAUCACCAGAAUGCAAGAAAUGAAGUGUUUGACGCUCAAAAUUUCCUGGGGGAGGACCCCCACACCCCCGCUUAAUGUGUCCCCCCAAUGUUCAAACGAAACCUAGGUAGUUCAAGCCGUCAUACUGUACUAAUGAAUGUUGAUUUAUGUCGGUGCAUUUAACUGGAAUUGUUCCGGACCGUUGACCUUGUAUAAAAUUCAUAAGUGGACCUUUAAUAAAAAGGUUUGUGUACCCCUGUGCUGCAGGAUCCAGAUAAGAUUUAGAGAUCCACCCGGCACCAAAUUCUACAGGAGCCAGAACAGAUUUAGAGAUCCACCUGGAUCCAGAGUAGAUUUAGCGAUCCACCCACUACCACAUGCUAGAGGAGCCAGAAUAGAUCCCCCUCCUGCAGGAAGUGGACAGGGGUUAGAGAUCCACCCGGCACCACUUCCUGCAGGAGGCGGGAAAGGUUCAGCACCAUGAAUCUGAUGACCUGGGCAUUGUGGAGACAUGGUGGAUCUUGAGUAAGCUUGCAUUAUUAGCGUUGGCCGUACUGUAUUGUAGCUUGUUGUACUGCAUUUUCUUUCAGUCUUCUCGCUGUUGCUGUGGCACUUAGGAGCACUUGAGCUGGUUACUGCACAGGACCGCUUUUCUUUCUAACAUCCUGCUUACACAUCUUUAUUUAAAAUGAAUGCUUUGGGCGCCCGUGUGCAUCAUUAUAUGGAGCCCAGGGGCCUUGCGUCAGCGCUGAAUUCCCUGUCCUACUUCGCAAUAUCCGUGCCCCCUGACCCAUAGCCGCUCUCAUCUACGGUCAUGUGUCUCCACACUGGUUAAUACGACUCCUGCAGUUUGCCGACUCCUACUGCUGCGAGGCAAGAGAGGCCCUGGUUGGCUACGUACGUAGCUAGUGUGGCAGGCGAACCCCCCCCCAAAUUAACGAAGAGCAUUGCGUGUUGGAUUGAGGAUGUCCAAUUCAGUUUUUUUAAAAACAAAUCAACAAUCGCGUCGUCGUUAAUUCACCUCAUGUCAUGGUCAGUGAUAUCAUACUCUGAAGAAAUGAUUUUUCAUGUGCACGUCUGCUGCACUGUUGAUAGGUUUGGCAGUUUGGGGAGGGUUUCUGCGUGUGCAACAUAUUUGACCCUCUCAGAGGGAGUUAGAGCCAGUAGCAACAUUCACAAAGGCAGGUCAUCCACCAGAGAGUAUAAACGCACUGAUUUGUUCAAAAAAUAAAUUUUUGGAAGGUUGCCUUGGCAUUACUGUGUUCUAGAAUGUCACCUGAAGGUGGCAGCAGUGACCUCAGGCUGAAUGUGACUGUAAAUAUUUCUUUCCAGUAAUUUCAGUUUAAUUUAAACUUCCAGUCAGAAUCACUGUUUUUUUUUCAGCGGCAGAUAGAUUGAACAUAUAAUGUACAGUAGAUUUUUUUAUUGUAUUUUGCACUUUCUUUUUGUACAGAAGUUUGUUUUUUAAUAAACUAAAAAAUAUAUA